AUGAGGCUAAGCUUUGAAACGCGGUUUUGUACAUUACCAGUGGCACGCUGGACGUUCCCGCUUACCUAUCUGCCACUGUCGGCCAGCUGCACUUUAUCGGAGAUAUGUUCUGCAUGGUUACCGCCCAAUCCUUCGGAUGUAAGAAUCUUUCUUCUCUCGUGUUGUACGCUACUUUUGAUAAAUAAUUUAGCUUCGUUUGUGUUUUUACUGACACGAAAUGCGGUUCAAGCUAAACACCCGGCCGAGUCGCUCACGAAGGAACGAUACCUUCACUAUCUUCUAAUCGUAUGGCAGACAAACUCUUUGCUGGUGCAGGGCUACAUUUGGUAUCAAAUUUCUCACUAUCUACAUGUAGAAGAAGUAGUGCACCUUCUGCCAUUGUGCCUUUCUUUACUUUGUUUGGACACUUGCUACGCGAUCGCACUGAAUGGCAGCAUUCGAGUGAUGUUGAACAUCUUUUAUAGAGCAGUCAUUGUCGCGUUUCAUGCCACCGCAUGGCUUCUGCUCUUGAUUAGCCUAAUGUGUGCAGUACACAGGGAGUACGUCGGCUGCAGCUUCAUUACCUAA
Anopheles marshallii is the source of this 567-nucleotide messenger RNA. RefSeq lists its product as uncharacterized. Bases 1 to 567 code for a protein of 188 amino acids. Lineage: Eukaryota; Metazoa; Arthropoda; Insecta; Diptera; Culicidae. The transcript has 3 exons. The record is from RefSeq and is a predicted model, not a curated record.